AAAAGAAUUAGCCGAUAUUAGUGAGUCGGUUGGCAGUCUUAUGCAACUGGGCCUGCUCGGCCUGUAGGUUUCGCCCAACCAAAUCCCGGACUGGAAACAACGAAAGAUCACAUACUCUGCGUAACACUAUAAGCAUCGGGCAUAGCAAGUUACACGACUAGCUGCUAUCGAAGUGCCAUCCGUGAGUUGCAAAGGCCGGCGGAAUGCGCAUCUUGCCUCAGAGGCGACGACACUGGUUUGCGCUAGCGCUGAUUCCUAUCAUUUGUGAAGGAAUGCGUCGCCUUGCACAGAUCGCUGUGCGUCGGCCACCAACACGUUCAGUUCAAGCUACUACACCACGCGGAUGCCCAGUCCCACAUGUCAUCCAUCGCCGGAUCGAGCGUGUCAAGCCUGGGCGCCUAAUUGUCGUGGGUGACUGCCACGGCUGCCCCGAGCUCUUCCGGCUGCUUUCGUCUCUCGGCUACGAUCCCGCCGCUGACAACCUCAUCCUAUCUGGCGACCUGGUCAACAAGGGCCCCGCGUCCCUUGCCGUACUGGAUGCCGUACCGCAGCUGCAAGCCAUGGCCGUACGGGGCAACCAUGACGAUGCCGUACUCGAGGCCUGGCUGGCGUUCCGUCGCGGCGGCGAGUCGGCUUUGAGCUCAAAGUUUGAGUGGGUACGGCACAUGAACGAGUCGCAAGCAGCUGUGCUGGCGGAGCUGCCGUUCACGGUUUCGGUGCCAGAGUACGGCAUUGCUGUCGUACAUGCAGGCCUGGUUCCCGGGCUGCCUUUGGAGCAGCAGGACUUGUGGGCCAUGUAUAAGAUGCGCAACCUGGUCCGGAUGGAGGAGCAGGAGGAGGAGGGCGGGAAGGCAGCAGCAGUCGAGGGCGGGCCUGGAGAGGGAGCUAUGACCCAUGGGUCGGCGAACGGCAAUGGGGCAGCAGCAAUUAUUGCUGAUGGGCGGGGCGAGCGGCGUACCAGAUACCGUCCCGUGGAAAAGGCCAAGGAGGGCGGUGACCCAUGGGCCACCCUCUGGCAGGGUCCCCCGCACGUCUUCUUCGGCCAUGACGCUAAGCGCCGGCUGCAGCUGCACCCAGCCGCCACGGGGCUAGACACGGGCUGCGUGUACGGCGGGAAGCUGACGGCGGCGGUAAUGCCGCCCUUGGAGCAGCUGAGGGCGCGGAGCCCCGGUUUCGGAGCCAAGAUGGCUGCGGGGCAGGCGGUGGGGCGGGAGGAGUUGAUGGUGGAGUUGGUGAGUGUUCCGGCGGCGGAGGUUUACAGCGCGCCGACGGCGACGGCGCCCGCGGGAGCAGCGGCGGCGGCGGUUGAGACGGUGGCGGCGGCGGUGGCGGUGGAUGGAGGGAAGGGUCAUGCGUGACAGCGUGAGGUUCGUACCGGUAGGUAGGUGGUGGAAGUGGCGUACAGCGUGUGGAAGCUUUAACGGCGGUGAAGGUGGUACCGUGAAAAUGUGUGACGGGGUGUUGGGAAUGGCAGACGGAGGGACGGUGGUUGGGAGUGACCCGGCUCUGCCGGAGCGAUCUGCAAUGCGUGCGAGGUAGUGGAGGCGGUAGAGGCGGUAGGGGAGUCAUGUGGCGCUGCUCUUCCUUGCGUGCUGGUGCUGUUUGCUGCGUGCUUGCAAGCGGGCGCUUUGCUAACAAGACGUGCGCGUGACAUUGGUGAACACAGUAGGCAGAAGCGCACGAUGACCAACGAAAACGUGACAAGGCGUACCAUAUGGGUGCGGUGGAGGGUUGCGUAAGGGGAGCCUACGCAUUCCGCUGACGGCGGGGGUGCCGUAUCGAGGAGAUUAGGAACAAGGGCACACGCUGCGGGAGCACGGCUUGCAGUGUGGUGGGGAACUGAUGAUGCUCGAGACAAGGUGAUCGGGUAUUAUUCGAGUGCGGCAGUCUGUGCGCAGCGUCAGUUUCGAAUGUGAAUGUGACUCGCAGGAAGAUGGCUGGCGGUCGAUAUUGUAUGUGCCCUGGACGUUGAUGGGUGAAUGCAACGAAGGGUUUGCUCCUCAAUGCUUUCCAGUAGAUGCGCUUUGCUCGGACGGCCCCUUGCAGCCGAGUCAGAUGGCGAACAAUGCGCGGCAUUGUAAGGAGCGUAGAUGCAAGGUAAAGGUGC
Astrephomene gubernaculifera is the source of this 2107-nucleotide messenger RNA. NCBI's taxonomy places the organism in Eukaryota, Viridiplantae, Chlorophyta, Chlorophyceae, Chlamydomonadales, Astrephomenaceae. The record is from the annotation of a GenBank genome assembly.